Aspergillus sclerotioniger CBS 115572 is the source of this 790-nucleotide messenger RNA. RefSeq names its product 3-hydroxyanthranilate 3,4-dioxygenase. Gene Ontology annotation, molecular function: iron ion binding; 3-hydroxyanthranilate 3,4-dioxygenase activity. The transcript is spliced from 2 exons. Gene Ontology annotation, biological process: quinolinate metabolic process; 'de novo' NAD+ biosynthetic process from L-tryptophan. Gene Ontology annotation, cellular component: cytoplasm. Lineage: Eukaryota; Fungi; Ascomycota; Eurotiomycetes; Eurotiales; Aspergillaceae. The coding region runs from base 102 to 680 and encodes 192 amino acids. The record is from RefSeq and is a predicted model, not a curated record.
CGAUCAUCAUUUCUAAUCCAUUUCUAAUCAUCUCUGAUAUAUCCUCAGUGUUUCACAAGGUCCUCAGAUACAUGCGCAUCUAGCACAGAUACCAUACCACCAUGCUUCCACCCGCUCUCAACAUCCCGAAAUGGCUCGAAGCCAACUCCCAUCUCCUCCAACCCCCAGUCAACAAUUACUGCGUAUACCAUCCAUCCUCGCCCGCAACAUCGGGCUACACGGUAAUGAUAGUGGGGGGACCCAACGCCCGAACUGACUACCAUAUCAACCCAACUCCCGAGUUCUUCUACCAAUAUCGCGGCUCCAUGCUCCUCCGAACCGUGGACACAUCAGUCACGCCGCCCGUCUUCCAGGAUAUUCCGAUCCACGAGGGCUCGCUGUUCCUUCUCCCCGGCAAUACGCCCCAUUGUCCUGUGCGGUUCAAGGAUACUGUCGGGGUAGUGAUGGAGCAGCCGCGGCCGCAGGAUGCGGUUGAUGCGAUGCGGUGGUAUUGUAAGAGCUGCGGGGAGAUUGUGUGGGAGAAGCGGUUUGUGUGUACGGACUUGGGGACGCAGGUGAAGGAAGUGGUUGAGGAGUUUGGGGCUGACGAGGAGAAACGGACUUGUAAGGCGUGCGGGACUGUGGCGCAGAGCAAGUAUGCGGAGGGGGAGCUGGUGCAGCCGCCGAGAGUUCCGGAAUGAUGUGCUUUGUUGGAAAGAUUGAAAUUGAAAGAUACCCCGGGUGAGGAUGGCUAAGUUGUAUCAGUAGCUGUGAUCUUUUUAUAUUUCCGAAGCUGUCAAAAGUGAAGCAC